Messenger RNA from Scatophagus argus, 5742 nucleotides. It is a transcript of the gene flrt3, whose product is annotated as fibronectin leucine rich transmembrane 3. NCBI's taxonomy places the organism in Eukaryota, Metazoa, Chordata, Actinopteri, Scatophagidae. The coding region runs from base 1041 to 2993 and encodes 650 amino acids. Gene Ontology annotation, molecular function: protein binding. The record is from RefSeq and is a predicted model, not a curated record. The transcript has 3 exons.
CUUCUACUGAAUCUAGAGGCAAACACAACUCCACAUAGUACUGAGAUCUAGCCGCGCACCCAUUUCCUCGCACAGUCCACAGAUGUGUAUGUGUGUGUGGGGGCACCAGUAAACAUAGUGCUGCUACAGAUAAACUCCAAAUCGCUCUAGCCUUGUGAGUGAGACGAGGGGGGGUUUUUUGGAUCUGAAUUCAAAUCCGCAUAGCCUGGAUUGGAUUAUUAUUUUUCCCCUCGUUGUGAACCCCAGUUUAAGAGGAUACCUGUUACUUUCCGUUUUUUGGUUGAUUAUAGAGAGCACUGUCCCAGGUGUGAGGAGGGCACAGAAUGAGUCAAGCUGCAGAUGCGUGAGGGAGGCUGUGUCCAGAAGGAUAAGCACCUUGCCGUGUCUUGCUCCUUAGAGGAAAGAAGAACAUUUAUUGUCUGCUUCAGGAGAAGGGACCAAAGCUCUGGAUUAAUGUGUACACAGGCUCGACAAGGUAGCAGAGGAUUCUGGGUUACCUGAAGACCUGGAGUACAUAAGUGAGCAGGCCAGGAUUGAGCCUGUGGCAUAGGGGAUUGGCAUGGCUCAGACCAGCUUUGUGUCAACUCAUCAUGCCUGUUGGGCCUGAUUGCAGAGAGGAGCCUUUGCUAAAACUCAGCUUGUCCUACACACGGAUCACGAUACAACACCCAAAAAAUCUAAUUUGCAGUUAUGGCUGUUGAGCUCGACAAUUUCAACACCCAUUAGGAUUUUUAAUAUUACCUGAGAGCGCAUGCUUUGUCAGUGAGGGGAAUGCUUUUUCUACAGGCUUAUCUGCCAUGGUAAAGGCAUUGAAAGCAUGAGUCUCUGACAACACAGAGGAGGUCAUCGUCUAAACAAGGAUCAGCUCAGCAAACACUGACCAGGUCAGGAUAUUACCAGAAACCCCUCGGACAAACUUAUCCUCACAGAAAGGAUAAGAGAAAAUCUUGAUUGGAUUUUUGGCGGCUGGAAAAGAUUUGCCACAUCAUAUAAAUCAGGGGCUCUUGACUGAUUAGACUGCCAGGCAAGACAGCUUCAAGAUGGUGCGUCAGUGCAAGGCCUUUAUCCUCUUCCUCAUCAAGAUCGGGCUGCUGCUGGGUCUUGCUAACCCCCUGGUGACCUCCGCCUCAUGUCCCUCAGUUUGCCGCUGUGAUGGGACCUUCAUCUAUUGUAAUGACCGUGGCCUGACUUCCAUCCCUACCGGACUACCCCAGGAUGCUACAGUCCUUUUUCUCCAAAAUAAUCGCAUCAAGAGCUCAGGCAUUCCUGCAGAGCUCCGCAGGCUCUCAAAUGUGGAGAAGAUUUACCUUUACUGCAACAAUCUGGAUGAGUUCCCCACUAACCUUCCUCUUGGGCUAAAAGAGCUUCACCUUCAAGAGAACAACAUUCGGAUGAUUACCCAUGCCUCUCUGGCCCAAAUUCCCUAUAUUGAAGAACUGCACCUGGAUGAUAACUCAGUAUCAGCAGUCAGCAUAGAGGAGGGGGCCUUUAGGGACAGUAAUCACCUCAGACUGCUUUUCCUCUCCAGAAACCACCUAAGUACCAUCCCUUCAGGCCUACCCAUGAGCAUUGAGGAGCUCCGCUUUGAUGACAACCGCAUCUCGUCCAUCUCAGAGCAGUCGCUUCAAGAUCUCAUCAACCUGAAGCGACUAAUCCUGGAUGGUAACCUGCUUAACAACCGUGGGAUUGGGGAAAUUGCUUUCAUCAACCUGAUCAACCUGACUGAGCUCUCGUUAGUGAGAAACUCCUUGACAUCACCACCAGCUAACUUACCCGGCACUAGUUUGGAGAAGCUGCAGCUACAAGAUAAUCACAUUAAUCGUGUCCCGCCUGGGGCUUUUGCCUUCCUUAGGCAGCUGUAUCGCCUGGACCUCUCUGGCAACAACCUGAGCAGCCUCCCUCAGGGUGUUUUUGAAGAUCUGGACAAUCUCACACAGCUCCUGCUACGCAACAACCCCUGGCAAUGCACUUGCAGGAUGAAGUGGGUGCGUGAUUGGCUGCGGUCAUUGCCAUCUAAGGUGAAUGUACGUGGCUUCAUGUGCCAGGGUCCUGAUAAAGUCAAAGGCAUGGCAAUUAAAGACCUAACGACAGACAUGUUUGACUGCACAGAUUCAGAACUCAUCUCCACGUAUGAGACAAGCACAGUCUCCAACACUUUACGUCCCUCACAGCCCCAGUGGCCCUUAUUUGUGACUAAAAGGCCAAUAGUAAAAGGGCCUGACUUCGGUAGGAAUUACCACAGCACUACCACCUCUUCAGGCAGAAAAAUCAUCACCAUCAGUGUGAAGUCAAGUAGUGCAGAUACAAUACACAUAUCAUGGAGGGUGUCACAGCCCAUGACUGCCCUACGGCUCAGUUGGCUAAAGCUGGGACACAGCCCUGCUUUUGGCUCUAUCACUGAGACCAUUGUGCAGGGGGAGAGGAAGGAGUACCUGCUCACUGCGCUGGAGCCAGAGUCUUCCUAUAGGAUAUGCAUGGUUCCCAUGGAGACCAGCAACAUUUACCUGUCAGACGAAACCCCUGUUUGCAUAGAGACAGAGACUGGCUCUCAUAAAUCGUACAACCCGACCACAACUUUAAACAGAGAGCAGGAGAAAGAGCCUUACAAAAAUUCCAGUCUGCCUUUGGCUGCUAUCAUUGGAGGGGCGGUGGCGCUUUUGGCAAUAAUCAUGUUGGCACUGGUGUGCUGGUAUGUGCACAGGAAUGGUUCACUUUUUGCCAGGAACUGCACCUACAACAAAGGCCGCCGGAGAAAGGAUGACUAUGCUGAGGCUGGCACUAAGAAGGACAACUCCAUUCUUGAAAUACGAGAGACAUCUUUUCAGAUGAUACCUAUAAAUAACCUGCCUGUGUCCAAGGAGGAGUUUGUGAUACACACGAUUUUCCCCCCUAAUGGCCUGAGUUUAUACAAAAGCCCUCAUAGUGAGAACAGUAUCAACAACAGGAGCUACAGAGACAGUGGAAUACCAGAUUCAGACCAUUCCCAUUCAUGAUAUUGCGCAUGGCCAUUCACAGUGAGUGUGCAACGUAAACAGAGUGUCAAGACUUUUACAAAACACUGGAUCUAUAAGACUAAGGAAGCAAUGUUCUGUACAUUUGCCAUAUAAUUUAUAUUUAAGGACAUUUUAUGAAGACGGAGAACGUUCCAGUUGCAGGCCAUCACUGAACCAUCAGUGGGUAUUGUAACUAACUGCAAUUCUAUAUUUUAGGGAUUUGUAGUAAUUUGUACUGUAUUUCCUUUGCUUAAAGUUAUCAACUAAAAGAGACUCUGUGUUCUACUGAGAUAUGAUGACUUGUCAACUGUGAAAGUGGGUUUUCAUUGCUGUGUUGAACAAUCAGACCUUAGAAAACCUUGUAGUAUAAGCACAGGUCAUUCUUUUAACUUUGUGGCUGUCUGAAAAAGAAAAAGGCAAAAAAAUGACAUUACGUAAACUAAGGCACAGCUGAUCAACUAAUUUUCAAAGCAGGCAUGUCCGCCCUCUAAAAGAAUGAGCAGCAAGUAGCUGUCUCCAGAUUCUAUGGACCAAGAGUCUUGCUCCACUGUUCACCAGGUAUCAAGUACGAAUAUCUAAACAUGAGGUGCCAUGCUUUAUUUCUCUGCUUUUUUCAGUGUGUGAUUUUUUUUUUCUAUUUGCAAGAGGAAGAAACACAGCAAAGCAAUCCAAGCAGGGUUCCAGUGUUUCUGAUGGGAUUGUAGGCCACAGCACAGGGCAGAUAAAGCACACUGACCUUAAGGAGUUCUCUGCUCCUCAAAACAAGUAGACUGGACAGGCUGACACAGAGGACCCCCCACUAUCUCUAUUUGUACAAGCCAACAAUGGCCAAACGACAAUGGCGGCAUUCUUUAGUACCAUGUACCAUACGUCAUUCUUGUCACCAGGCCGAAAAGACAAAACAUGUUGGCUUUCAUUAGAAUUACCACAGUGGCAGCAACUCCUUGUUAUGAGUAUUAUUUUGUAUUAUUUUCCAAAUGAACACACUUUUAUGUUUUCACAAUUUGAAGUUAACUGUUCUUAACAAUUGAAAACCAAAGUGCAUUGUAUGCCCUUUGGCCAGUCUUGUAUGUGCCUUGAUCCAAUGCUUAUUGUAUUUAGCUUUUUAAGAAACCAGUGACUUUUUUUCAUACACACUUGAAUAUGAAAAAUAUUGGUCAUAUUACAGAAUAAAAGUGGACAAAAAUAACUUUGCUCUUCCUUACCUUGAAUACAACAAACCCCACUCAAAUUACUCAAAUACUUUUUAAAUGUGCUGUCUGUCUACUUUUUAAAUUCAAUUACUAUUGCCCCACACUAUGCUAUGGGUAUCUGUGAUUGCUCAGUUUAUUCCUUUCUACUCCAAAGAUUUCUAUCCUUAUCCUCUCUUCCCCCUAAAAAAAAGGAUACAAGGGAACUGUUUUAUUCAUUUAUAUCUCAAAUUACUGUCUGACCACACAGUAUAAAAACAGCUGGGAGAUGAAAAACAUAAUUCACUGCAUUUUUAUCUUUCACAAUGAUCUUGACUCAUAGCCUUUUAAACCACAUCUCCCCUUCCAAGACAUAGUAAGCUCUUUAACAAUAACUCGGAUACUGUUCUUGAAACCCAGUUUUCCACUCCAUGGGCAGUUUGCAGAGCAACAUCUGCUUGAGGCUGCUGCUGUUCUUUCGUGCAGUGAUGCCAUGUGUGACUUAUCCGAUUGGCCAGAGAGAGAAAUGUCACAGUAGAGUAGAAAUAGGACUGUGGAGAGAUUGGACUCGAGGGUUUGAUGAACCUCCCAGGCACCAGGGUAACUGGAAACUAAUGACGAGCCACCAUAUGGAGGGGUAGUACAGGCAGACCCUGAUGGGGAUGCCCGUCCCUGCAGAGGACAGAGUAUAUAUACACUGCUUCCGGCUCCAGGCAGCACAUUUAAUGACAUGAUUGCAGCUCACCCGUGCAAGGGCCCACGAAAAGGUACACAUGCAAAAGCAGUAAAAUAGCCUAUUAGCCCAUUUUACAAAUGCAUCCAACAGACCAUCUUGUGAAAGCUAUCAUAAAGAUUUCAGAUUAUACUCACUAGAAUCUAGCAUUGACCAUGCUCUUACAUAAAAGCACGUCAGUAUGUAUCACAAAAAAUAACGCAGAAUCACAUUCACACACCCACAAGAUCUUCACACAGUGAACGCUUUAAUUAAAGUAAGGGGAGCAACUAAAAGCUGCACAAGCUAUCCAAACCUUAAGUAUACACUAACCCUGCCCUUUACACUAAAUAUAUUUCACAUCAACUUGAAAUUAAAGUAAAAAGACAAUCUACUUUUAGAACGCGGAACAGUAAUAGUUUCCAUAUGAAUGUUGUUCUUUGACUGUUCAGCACUAGUGCUAAUUUAUUUGAGCAAAUAAAAAAAGAAACUGAAUAUUGCUAUUUUUUCUUUCAUUACACUGAAGUGAACAAAGCACCCUUAUCAAAGAUAACAGUUUUCACAGUGAAUAUUGUGGUCUUCUACAGAAACACAAAAGAAAAAAUAUAUAAUGUGCUAUUAACUUUUGGGGGGAAAUUAAGUCAAAUAUCAUUAUUAUCAGUCUAGCUGAAAAUGUGUGAGAUCUCACUGGGCUUCACAGCAUCAGCUUCUUGCAGAUGAAUGAGGUGGCUCCACAAAUACUGAAAAGAGGCUAAGCACUCCAUUGCUUGAGCAGAGCGUCCAUAUGUCUAUUAACUACAAGAACCUCUUAAAAUGCUUCAAGUGAUAUUUUUGGGCCACAAGGACUUUAAACGCAGUCUACUGAUGA